GUUCACAGACAAGCUAAAAGAAGAAGAAAUCUCGUCCCAGUGACGGUGACGAUUACUGUCACAGUUUAGCGUUGGGUCCCACCUCGCAUGCAAAAUAUAGUUACUUGUUCUACUCGAAUUCUAAUUUACUUUGAGAUUCAGUCAUGGUUUCUUCAAACACACUCUCUCUUUCUCUGAUCUUAUUCCUCUCUUUCUCUUCCUUCUUCUCUCCCUCUCAAUCUCACAACAAGGUUUCCUUAGAGUUGUAUUAUGAAAGUUUGUGCCCUUACUGCUCCAAUUUCAUAGUCAAUUACCUCCCUAAAAUCUUCGAACAAGACCUUAUCUCUAUCGUUGACCUUAAACUCGUUCCUUGGGGUAAUGCUAAACUUAGAGGUAACUCCACCUUUGAUUGCCAGCACGGUCCAAACGAGUGUUUGCUGAACACUGUUGAAGCAUGUGCUAUUGAUAUUUGGCCUCAACUGAGCAAGCAUUUUCCUUUCAUCUAUUGCGUUGAGGAUCUAGUGUAUGAGGGUAAGCGCGAUGAGUGGGAAUCUUGUUAUGAGAAACUGGGUCUGGAUUCAACACUUAUCGAUGAUUGUUAUCGUAGUGAGCAUGGAAAAGAGUUGGAUCUAAAGUAUGCAGAUGAAACUAAUGCUCUACAGCCUCCCCACACAUACGUUCCAUGGGUAGUUGUGGAUGGAGAACCACUCUACGAGGAUUAUGAAAACUUCGUAAGCUAUAUCUGUAAGGCUUAUCAAGGACCUGAUGCACCCCAAAGUUGCACCCAAGCAUCAUAUCUUAGUACUGUUCUAGAAGUUGAAGCAAAGGCCAAGCAUUCAUUUUGCGUUACGGAAAGAGUGAUGCCAACAUGGGGAAAAAUAAGGUCAACCAUUGCCUCUUGGAUGAGCCAGAUGAACUUUCUAGGUGCAUUUUAAAUGUGUCAAUGCUGUGUGACUUGAAAUCCGUUUGUUCCUGUUACCUUGUAAUAAUCCCUCGAAAACUGCAAAUAGAACUUGUCAUGAAUUAUUAGUACACUCUCAGCUAAACACUGUUGUGUAUAAUGUAUUUACGUUACAUGAUGUUUGAAAGUUCAAUUCUAUAUUUUGGCUAUUUCCUAGUA
Messenger RNA from Cicer arietinum (chickpea), 1099 nucleotides. RefSeq names its product gamma-interferon-responsive lysosomal thiol protein. Gene Ontology annotation, molecular function: oxidoreductase activity, acting on a sulfur group of donors, disulfide as acceptor. The record is from RefSeq and is a predicted model, not a curated record. Lineage: Eukaryota; Viridiplantae; Streptophyta; Magnoliopsida; Fabales; Fabaceae.